This is a messenger RNA of Paramisgurnus dabryanus, 1780 nucleotides long. It is a transcript of the gene ppp1r11, whose product is annotated as protein phosphatase 1, regulatory (inhibitor) subunit 11. Gene Ontology annotation, molecular function: protein phosphatase 1 binding; protein serine/threonine phosphatase inhibitor activity. The record is from RefSeq and is a predicted model, not a curated record. Lineage: Eukaryota; Metazoa; Chordata; Actinopteri; Cypriniformes; Cobitidae. Gene Ontology annotation, cellular component: nucleus.
UUUGAGUCAGCGGUCCGUCCGUAAAUCGCUCCGUCCGAGCAGCGCUCACACUACAGCAAACUCGUCUCAUGCCUUCAUCUCAUAUUCACACAGCUUUUACUUCGACAUUUUGACGCCACAGCACAGAAGAUUUUGUCUUAUCUAUAUACUGUGACCAAACUAUCAUCGAUCUAAACCCAUCGAGUGCCGUUCUAAAGCUUUAUUUUGGUAUCAUCAGUGACAUGGCGGAGGUUCAACGCACAUCGAGUGAAACGAUAACCGAGACCGUUCAGACGGGGACACCGCCUCCACCCCAGCAGGAGGGCAGAAGCCUGACCAUCAAGCUCAGGAAAAGGAAGACGGAGAAGAAAGUCGAGUGGUCCAGUGACACAGUGGAUAAUGAACAUCUGGGCAGGAGGUCUUCAAAGUGUUGCUGCGUUUAUGAAAAGCCUCGACAGUUUGGCGAGUCGUCUUCAGAAAGUGAGGGAGACGAUGAGGAAGGCUGUGGAAGUGCGCACUGCAUUCUCGGACACGGGAGAAGAGGCCACGGACAGAAUGAGGGAGGGGGGUCAUCAGUCCCCCCCAGCUCAGGGGGAACAAACCCUCAUUAAUGAUUUAAGGAAACAGGAGAGUGUGUUUGGAGGGUAUUGGGCAACGUGGGCACUACAUUCAUAAUCCUUCAUCACCACUCGCACUUGGUUACGUUGCACCAUCACUGGGUGUCAAAAGCUUUUAAUACAUGAAAGCUUAUAGGUAAUUUUAAUGUGAUUGGUUUUCUCUGCGGUCAUUAAUGUGAUGACCAAAGCGAAGACUGCGUUUAUUUGCGAUCUAUAUACAUUUGAUUGUACAUAUCAGUUUUAUUUCUUUUUGUAAAAUCUGUAUUUAUUUAAUAAGUCCACGAAUAAGUGUUUCUUUUAAAUACACAUUUAAUAAAGAAACAUAACAGGUCUUGAGAUGUAAUAAAAUUCAGAUUUGAGGUCAUAUCUUUGAUGCAUUCUAAAACAAAUUUGCUCAAUCGGCCCACAUGCAGUUUGAAAAUGAAUUUAUAUGAACUAUAAUUUGCUUUGUAGUGUCACAUUUGUGCUUCACAUCACUUGAUCACUUGGGAACUUAAACAUAACUAUGUGUUGUGUGCUGUAGUGAAUACUGACGAUGGAAAAGAUCAUCAAUCUUUAGAUUUUUUUACAACGAUGCAUUAAAUAACCAAACACAUUUGAACUGAUGCCUUUCAGACAAUCAGACAUCUGACAUACAACUAAAAAAUGACUCCGUAUGUACAUUAUGUGUUGAACAAUAUCGCAAGUAAAGAGUGAACUGCAGUGUGUCGUGAAAAAAAGAUAUAGCAACGUACACACGACUGGUUUUGAUGUAUGCAUCAUUCACUUUCACUCCUUACACUAAAUACAGGGAAUACAUGUGUCAGUGUUGGCAUGUGUGUAAAGAUCACCCUGUUAAAACAUAAACUGUCUCAUCUCAUACUGGCUGUCAUGCUGCUUUCAUCCAGCAGAGUUAUGUUGUCAGGAAGAUGCAUAGGCAUAAGGUGUGCCAUGUUUUAUAAAAAGAAAAUGCAUGGCCGAGACCAAAAACACGAGUAACAUGUCUGAGGUCAGUCACACUUUACAGUUCAUAGGACUUUCACAUCGGUCAAUUAUAUUCUAUCAUUCAUACACAUCUGUCGACCCUUUACGGUGAACGCACCUGUAUGUACAUAGCAAAGGUCACAGAGAGGAUUUAACAUGAAUAAACUGAUGUAAAAUUAUGUUGUUUAUAUCUAUUAAAUGCGCAAACGAUGGCAACCUGA